This is a messenger RNA of Glycine soja, 2167 nucleotides long. RefSeq names its product putative pectinesterase/pectinesterase inhibitor 45. The record is from RefSeq and is a predicted model, not a curated record. Bases 148 to 2112 code for a protein of 654 amino acids. Lineage: Eukaryota; Viridiplantae; Streptophyta; Magnoliopsida; Fabales; Fabaceae. Gene Ontology annotation, biological process: cell wall modification. Gene Ontology annotation, molecular function: pectinesterase activity; pectinesterase inhibitor activity. The transcript has 3 exons.
GAGCCUAACAUUAAACCAAGCAACGCUCGGUUCUCUUUUCUCUUUCACCAUAUCCAUUGUCCCUUAAGUCUAAGGCAGAGUCUCCCCUCUGCCUUAGACACACCAAUAAUUUGCCAAGAAACCGAACCCAACCCAACCGCAACAACAAUGGCGUUCCAGGAUUUCGACAUGAUCACCGAGAGGCGGAGAAACGAGCAGAGGCUCAAGAUGAAGAAGAAGAUCCUCAUCAGCGUCGUCUCCGCCGUCCUCCUCGCGUGCGUCGUAGGCGCUGCGGCAUUCGUCGUUGUCCAAAGAACAGGCACUAAUGCAAAGCACGCCACCCCAAUGCCACAGAACACCGCCACGCCGCACGUGGAUCAGAACUCCAGGAUGGUGAAAAUGAUCUGUGGAUCCGCAGAAUACAAAGAAAAAUGCGAAAGCACGCUCGAAGAAGCCCUAAAGAAGGACCCCAAAUUGGCUCAACCCAAGGAUCUUAUCAUGGUGUCAAUGAUUCUUGCGGAGAAGGAGGUUACCAAUGCCUUCGAUGGAACUGCAAAGAUGAUGGGCAAUGCGUCCGAGGAAGAGAAGGGUGCGUACGAGGAUUGCAAGGGUUUGUUCAAGGACGCCAAGGAAGAGCUUGAGCUGUCGAUCACCGAGGUUGGCGACAACGACGCGGACAAGCUCUCCACAAAGGGUGCUGAACUGAACAACUGGCUCAGUGCGGUUAUGUCUUACCAACAAACCUGCAUUGAUGGUUUCCCCGAAGGGAAGAUCAAGGAUGAUUUCACCAGCAUGUUUACUAACUCUAGGGAGCUUGUGAGCAAUUCUCUUGCGGUUGUUUCGCAGUUUUCUUCCUUCUUUUCGAUCUUCCAAGGCGCCGGGGGGAUUCAUCUUCCUUGGGAGACUACCAGUGAUGAUGCACUGGCACCUACUGCUUCUGGUUCUGCUUCUGGUGCCGGUGCUGGUGCUGGUGCUGGGUCUGUGUUCGGUUCUGAUCCCUCUUCUUUUGGUCUUGGUUAUGCUUCUGCUCCUGCUGGUGGUGUUGCUCUUGCUCCUGGUGUUGCUCCUGCUCCCGGUGCUGCCCCUGGCCCAGUUCCUUCUUUGCCUGCUGGUUCAAUUCCUGCAUGGACGGGCUCAGUUCCUGUUUGGGCCGGCCCAUCCGAGUUCUUGGGAUCAAAUGAAAAGCCCACACCUAAUGUUACCGUGGCCCAAGAUGGCAGCGGAAACUUCAAAACCAUCUCUGAAGCUUUGGCUGCCAUCCCACCACAAUACGACGGAAGGUACGUGGUUUAUGUCAAAGAAGGAGUGUACGAUGAGACCGUGACAGUGACAAAGAAAAUGGUAAAUUUAACCAUGUACGGUGACGGACAGCAAAAGAGUAUCGUCACUGGAAACAAAAAUUUCGUGGAUGGAGUCAGGACCUUCCAAACUGCAUCAUUUGUUGUACUUGGAGAGGGAUUCUUGGGGAAAGACAUGGGAUUCAGAAACACAGCCGGUGCAGAGAAGCACCAAGCAGUGGCCGCAAGAGUGCAAGCCGACCGAGCCAUAUUCUUCAACUGCGCCUUCGAGGGCUACCAAGACACUCUCUACGCCCAAACCCACAGACAAUUCUACCGCGACUGCUACAUCUCUGGAACAAUCGACUUCAUCUUCGGCGACGCCUCCGCGGUGUUCCAGAACUGCACCAUGGUGGUAAGAAAGCCACUGGAGAACCAGCAGAACAUCGUGACAGCACAAGGGAGGCUCGACAAGCAGGAGAACACCGGCUUCGUCCUCCAGAAAUGCGUGAUCAAGGCCGACACCGACUUGGUACCCCUCAAAGACACAAUCAAGAACUACCUCGGAAGGCCGUGGAAGGAGUAUUCAAGAACCAUCAUCAUGGAGACUCAGAUUGAUGACCUAAUUCACCCUGAUGGGUUUCUUCCUUGGGAAGGGAACUUUGCCCUAAGCACACUUUACUAUGGUGAGUACAACAACAAUGGGGCUGGUUCUAGCACCACUGCUAGGGUUAAUUGGCCUGGCCGCAAAGUCAUCAAUAGGGAUGAGGCUACCAGGUACACGGUUGAGGCUUUCUUGCAAGGGACAUGGAUCAAUGGCACAGGUGUACCAGCUCAACUAGGCCUGUACAGUUAAAAGGCUCUAAUUAACAUCAUCAUGUUUAAUAAAUAUGUAUACCAGUUGAGUUGAA